Acanthosepion pharaonis is the source of this 723-nucleotide messenger RNA. NCBI's taxonomy places the organism in Eukaryota, Metazoa, Mollusca, Cephalopoda, Sepiida, Sepiidae. The record is from the annotation of a GenBank genome assembly.
AUGAAUUGUGUAAAAUGUGGAACAAGUUUCUGCUAUCGUUGUGGUGAAGCGUUUCGUAGUUGGAAGGCCUUUGGAGAUCAUUCUAGCAAACUAAGUGUGUUUGGUUGUAAAUAUGCGUUCUUACCUCAGAAGCCUUUCUGCAGAAAAUUAAUACGUGGCUCCAUAUUCAGUACCAGAGUGUGUGCAGCCGUCUUUGUUGGCACUCUGGCCAUUGGUGUAGGCAGUGCAGCAGUCUGUGUGAGUGCUGCUGCCCUUCCCUUUUAUGGUGCCAUACGCUUAUGUCAGAAGUUGAAGCGCAAAAGGAGAUCAUCCAUACCAGAAUCUGUCAGUCCAACGACUUCACCAACAAAUUGUUAUUUGAUACGGAAAAUUCCAAAUAUUUCUGAAGAGACUGAACAAAAAGGAAAAUAUCUGAAACAUCCAGCUGCACUAAUCAAUGGAUUCCUGUAUUUGAAAUUUCCCCCAUUUUCCCCCAUCCCUCUUUCCCCCCUCCUUCCCUCUUUCCCCCCCCCUCCUCUUUCCCUCCCCCAUCCCAUCCCUCCUCCUCUCUCUCCCCAUCCCUCCUUUCCCUCUCUCCCCAUCCCCCUCCCUCCCCUCUCCCCAUCCCUCCCUCCUCUUUCCCUCUCCCCCCAUCCCUCCCUCCUCUUUCCCUCUCAUUAUCUCAACCCAUAUUUUUCAAACAGUCAAACUGUGACAUUUAAUUUUCCAUUUCUUUUUAUAUAA